Messenger RNA from Chelmon rostratus (copperband butterflyfish), 5113 nucleotides. It is a transcript of the gene ccdc9, whose product is annotated as coiled-coil domain containing 9. NCBI's taxonomy places the organism in Eukaryota, Metazoa, Chordata, Actinopteri, Chaetodontiformes, Chaetodontidae. The transcript has 16 exons. The coding region runs from base 145 to 2502 and encodes 785 amino acids. The record is from RefSeq and is a predicted model, not a curated record.
GUUAACGAGGACACACUGAAGUGCAGCAAUUGGCAAAGAACUACGAGUCCAAACACUGCUCUUUACAGUCGUUACAAGCCACACAGACACAGAGGAGGAACGAGCAGUCGGCCACCUGUGUAUGAGGACAAGUCAGAGGCAGCUAUGUCUUCAGCGGUGGAUCUCAAGACCAAGGAAGAGAAGGACGCAGAGCUGGACAAACGGAUUGAAGCUCUGAGGAAGAAGAAUGAAGCUCUGGUCAAGAGGUACCAGGAAAUAGAGGAAGAUAAGAAGAAGGCAGAGCAGGAGGGCAUUGCCGUGACAACGCCUAGGAAGCCCCGCCCCCAUGAGCCAGAGACGGACAGAAGGAAGAUGGAGAAAGAAAACUUCACCGUCACAGUCGACCUCUCUAAAUUGACAGGGCAGGAGAAGAGAGUCGUGAACGACUGGAAACCUGGCGUGCCUCGUGGCAGGAAGACGUCGGAGGAGAGCGAUGGCCACAGGGGGCCGAGCGACGGCCACAGGGGGCCGAGCGAGGGCCACAGGGGGCCGAGCGAUGGCCAGAGAGGCCAGAGCGAUGGCCACAGCCCCCCCAGGAGGAUGGGAACAGGACGAGUGGGUCGGGGAGGUCAGAGAGGAGGAGGAGGAGGAGGCCGCCAGGAGAGGAGAGACCGGGAGCCCAGGACACCCAGAGAUGGAGAACCUGGGGAGUCAGGAGGACAGGGACGUAGAGGAGGAAGGAGAGGAAGAGGAGGAGAAGGAGGAGGAGGAGGAGGAGGGGGAACACCAGGUGGGAUAGACAGGAAGUCGAAGGAAUGGGAGGAGAAGAGGCGACAGAACAUUGAGAAGAUGAAUGAAGAAAUGGAGAGAAUAGCAGAAUAUGAGAGAGGACAGCGGCCGGACGGAGACAAACCGAUCCGUAACUUCCUGGAUGACCCGAGACGUUCAGGUCCAGCACCAGACACAGACCGCAAAGAGGGCAGCAGAAGACAUGUGCGAAACUGGGGAGGGCUGGACUUUGACAACGUGAAGACCGGAGCAGAGCUGGAGAAAGAGUGGACCAGUCGAAGGCCUGGUCCGAAAGGCUCCGUGGACAUGACCAUGUCUAUGACCGGCCGGGAGAGAGCAGAGUACCUGCGCUGGAAGAAGGAGCGCGAGCAGAUUGACGAGGAGAGGCUAGCACGCCAUCGUAAUGCCACAGGCCAAUGGAGACGAGAGUGGGACGCGCAGAAGACGGAGAACAUGUUCAAGGAGGACCCAUAUGUGGCUGCAGAGGGCAUCACACCCGAGCAGGGCAGCAGGAGAGAUGACAGCAAGCGGCCUCCUAAAGCUCCGACAUUUGGCGACUUCCUGUCCCAGGGCAGGACCCAGGGACCCCGAGGCGACCGGGGCAGAGGGAGGGGCAGAGGACAGAAACCGAGCUACAGCAUGCAUGACAACCGCUGGGAAGGAGAGAAAGAAGAAGAGGACAAGGAGAAGCAAGACAAGACAAAGAGAGAGGACAAAACUAAAAAGGAGGAGAGGGAGCAAGGAAAGCCCAAGCCUCCUACAGCACAGAAGGCGGAGGAGAAGGACGGAGAGGAUGAUGAGGAGGAAUGGGAGGAUGCCAGCGAUUCAGUUGGAGAUGAUGAGGAAGGGAGCGACUCAGAACACGACUCCAGGGACGAUGAGAAGAAAGACACGGGGAAGGAGAAACCUGCCAAGAGCAAAGACACCUCCCCUAAAUCUCCCAGGCCUCGUUCUCGACCGGCAUCUGGAGAAAGCCCCAAAGAGCAGCGGACUCCCAGGCCAAAGGUCCACAUCCCCUCCCCGGCGGCCGUCCAGGAGUCACCGGAGGGAGGCAAGCCCCUCAGCCCCUUCUCCCCGCUGGACAGCCACCGGCCUGUAUCAGACUGGGGGGAGGAGAUGGAGAUGCUGUCACCCCGCAGCAGCAUGGGAGGCGAGAGCCCGCUGAAACCCCCCAGUGUGGAGUCCAGCCCGCCCCAGAAGAAGGAGUGUGAGGAGCCAGAGAGCCAGGCUGCCAGCUCCAAUGAAGCUGCUGAGCCACAGAAAGGGGAGGAUACAGCCGUAGAUGUGUCUUCUCCUUCAGAAGAGACUAAAGCCCAGCAGACUGUGAUAGUGUCAGAACCAGAGUCCCCUCCAGCAGACACCCCUGCUGCACCACCAUCUGACCCCGCCCCCACUGAGGUCAGUGAGGUUGUCGGGGUGACGGACCAGGAUGCACCUGCUGCUUUAUUGCAAGCAGACAAACUGGACUCCUCUCCCUCUCCGGCCGUCCUGGAGGCCGACCAGAGCUCCUCUGAACCAGCCGAGGAGAAAGAUGCUGACACAGCGCCCGCUGGGACCGACGCUGCUCCGGCAGCAGAGGCGGUGGAGUCCUCGGAGCAAGCGUCCUCAGCAGCAGCAGCAGCAGCAGCAGCAGCAGCAGCAGCAGCAGAGGGGCUGGAUGAGCAGGAUGUGCAGAGUGAUGGCAGUAACGCAGCCACAGCUGAAGCUGCUGGGAACAAACAGACUGACAUCUGAGAAGGGGGAGACGAUGAGAUGAACGAAGAGCAUCCUGCUACUCAUCGCCGCAGUGACCAUCACAUAUUGAGAUAAAAAGAAACAAAUGACUUAAACCAUCAUGAGGAGGAGGAUGAAGAGGAGGAAGCGUGCAUCGGCGCCGUGGACCAGCCUCCUUUCAGCUCUGUCUCUGAGCUGUCUCAAAGUCUUUUGGAUCACCUCUGGUUUUGUGUACAGAAAAGCUUCAUCAUGUUUGUGGCGUCUAGAGGUUUUCUGCUUUGGGAACAUGAACUGUGCAUGAAGACAACACGUGUAGAGAUCAUGUCAAACACACACUGAGGAAGAAUCACUUUCACACUGACCCUCACUGAAGUCUACAUUAUGUUUCCCUCUGAGAUUUAAGUUUGUGAGCUGACGCCAUGGAGCCCAGCAGCUGGAAUCAGCUGACCCAUCAGCGACAUGGUCUGCAGCACUGACUGCUUACAACUUGAUCCAGUCUCCUGCAAAGUCCUCUGCUAAUUGAUGACCCCCUGAAACCAAGCAGACCCCCGCUUAGUCCACCCAGUCCACAGUUAGAGAAGCAGGCUGGCUUUGCAAGGCCAAGAACACCAAACCCUAACUGACCUGAUGUCAGUUUAUAAAAGGCUGCUCGUUAGUGACGGCGUCCACUCGGCUUUCUCAGGAACAGUUGUGGUUGAUGUCUGAUGUCUGCGUUGGUUUGGCUGGAAAAGAAUUCCUCCUGUAGUAAUCGAUCACAAUCAUUUUGUCUCAUUGACGGCAGCUUGUUGGCUCGUUAACCUUUAGGGCGACCUCACCGACACAGGAACCUGCGCCCUGGCUAGCAUACAAGCAGCCUGGGCUAGUAGCUGCUGCUGGAUGUACAGUAUGUAACAGGAGUUCUCCACUGAUUUAGCAUUCUCACACCCACAAUGGGCAGUUUUUUUUUAAAAAAAAGAUCAAUAUUACCCACAAUGCAAUUCAACAGUUCAGUGAGAUUCAGGUGUGUUAUGCUAGUAGCGGCUAAUGUUUGGUAAGCUCAUCUCUUCCUAACUGCACACCAACAGAUUUUUUUAUUUUAUUUUCACACAUGUAGUCUUGAGACCCAGCUGACGCUGCCUCAGGUGACAUCACUUGAGGCUAUUGAUCAGGCUCCACACAGCUGAGACACUAAAGGUUUAUAUAAGGCAGCUGUUCUGGGUUUUUGCCUGUUGUCUAACGAGCUCGUUCGCAGCUCCAGUGUUGCAUUAGAGACGAAGACACACAUCAGCACACACCGAUUCCCCUGCACCCCCCACUCAGUCUGACUUCAGCAGUCUUUUCUAAAGUGGACUCAUCGCAGCACGAGCACUCAGUCCGAGCUUUGUCUUGUGUUCACAGUGUCUCCGUAAUGCAGAGAUGGGACUCCACCCUCCAGCCUGUCCCGCUCUUUGCUUUUAUUUUGUGGCUUUUAAUUUCUCGGUUUGUUAGAAUGUACGUUGAAAUCAUUUCUCCUCGUGUCGGACCCCACCGACGAUUCGUUCCCGUCACGACAGAAUAUUUCUAAAGACACGUUGACAUGCUGAAGAUCUGUCAGAAUCCUUCAGUCCGGCGGUUUACAUGAGCUCCGCUGCAGGUUGACCAUGAUGUGUAAUUUAUUUCCGUCUGUGCAGUCAUUUGGUGAAUCAUCAGUUCUACAGAGAAAUCUGUCACAUCCGUCUGAUGUGAGUUCCCCUCUCCUCUUGGAUGACACACUGCCUCUUAGCUGGAAAGUUUGUUUUUAAAAGCGAGGGUCUCGUUCCAAAAAGGUAUGAAAAAAACCCUGCUCAGAGAGAUGUGAGUGGUUUUACAUUAAGUGUGUAUGUUUUUGUUAGCAACCAUGUUUUCAGGAUAUAAUUCUCAUGUUAGGAAAUACAGACUUGCAUCACAGUGUCUGGAAACAUGGAUCACUGGUCGAUAAUGAACUUUGGGCUGCAGUUUUGUUUAAUGGACGCUCAAUGAAACCCGUCAUUCAUACCUCAGCAGAUCAAGGGCUUUAGUUUGGUUUGUGCUGGAGUUUGUGCUUUGUUUUCUGCAAACGGCUCUUUGAAUCAUGUUAGUCGUAGCCGCUCGCCGGUGGCGUUUGAUAAAUGGGAUGCUUUCAUGUUUUUGUGUUCUGUAUCAGAGGAAUAAAAAUGAUGCAUUUAGGUUGAAAGGAGCCGCAAUAUGUACAGUUUUUAAAUGGAAAUGAACAUUCCACAGUUGGGUGUUUGUGCAAAUGUAGCCUGUGAGCUAUGAGUUUUUGUUUUUUUUGUUUUGCAUAUGGAUGUUGGUUUUUCAGAGCUUCGAUGACUGAUUGUAUUUAAGGCAGUAGAUAUUUCAAUGUACUGUACAUCCAUUUCUACAACGUCUUCCUGUUUGAUACAUGAAAUCACUCGGAGAACUAACAAGGUUUGCCUUUUUGGACUGGCGUGCAGCUGUUUUCAUAAAAUUAUCAGAACUAGCAUGAAUCCGAAAUUGUAGCUUUUUAAUGUUGUGAAAGCCAUUGAUGAAAUAAAUGUCGUCGUCAGAGAGACGAGCCCUGAUGUUCGUGCUGCUUUCUGAAACGUACCCUCAUGAAAUGUAAAGCACACAUCAGUUUGUUUUUCUCAUUUAGCCAAUAAACGUAUUCCUCUGA